CUCGAUUUCGGAGGCUAAAUUCGAAAAAAGGAGAAACUAAUUAUGAUUCAAUCUCUUAAAAAAGUUGGUUUUGACAAAUACCCAGCGAAGCUGUGUACAGUGCAAUAAUCAAUCGUCAGUAAAAAUCAAGUAAUAAAAACAUUUGCAAAGAAAUAAAACUCAAAAAUUAAUUAUUAUACACAUGUAAACUACUUUUACUUAAUUUCUAGUUAGUAUUUAGUUCUAAGAUAUAACUCUAGUCGAACACACCAAGUAGAUGGUGUAGUGUGUUCGGGGCAUUAUGUACAUAGUAUAACAGUUAAGAUGACACUUGUGAAGAGAAACGAUUAGAAACAAAGAAACGAAGUAAAUACAAAAAGUUAAGCGGCAAAUCAUUGUGCUGAGGAAAAUUAAUAAAUUACAAAUUAUAAGCUUUAAAUGUCGUUUCUCUUUAUAGGUAAAUAAUUUAAGUAAACUAUUGUGAUAAGAAUCAAUAUUAAAUAAUAUAAACACUCUUUAUAGAGAAACCCAAUUGAGUUUAUACAUUUGUUGCUGUGUUAGGCGGAUCGAGUUAAACAAACAUUACAAAACGACAUUUUUGCUAACAUUUGAAGAAUGGAGAAGCUUAAAUUCGAAUUUUUGGUAAAAUCUGCUGAGGACGGAAAAACGAAUAUAAUGGCGAUAACCACAAUCACCACAAGUGAUGAUAGAGUUUUUAAAAUACCAGCAGAAAUGCAGCCAGCAAGUUUACAUGAACAAUUAAUAAAUACACCAACUUAUACAAAAAUAAAAAACACAUUAAAAAGGAGACACCAAACAAGAAAAGUAUGGAUAAAUGUAACGGAAGAUUUAGCCGAAAUUUAUAUGGAUGAUGAUGGAAAUAUGCAGUUCAAAGAUUACUUUCUUGAAGAGAUACCGCCAACAAAUCCCACUGCAGGUAUUUCAGAGGAGUCACUGUCGAAAGUUUUAGAGAAGCUGAGUGCAGAUGAAUACCCUAAUUUAAAGAAAAUUGCUGAAAAAUUUGUGCUAGAAAAAUUCUCAGCCAAAAACUCAAAUGCUAACCAAUGGAUGACCAUAUUUGAAAGCAGCGAAAUUGACAAAAUAUGCGAAAUAUCAAAAGCUAUGUGAUUUUAUAUUUGCGGUAUUUACUAUUGUAUGGAUUGUAACAAGACUUGGUUUCUACCCCCGUAUUAUUU
Rhagoletis pomonella (apple maggot) is the source of this 1175-nucleotide messenger RNA. RefSeq lists its product as uncharacterized. The coding region runs from base 595 to 1107 and encodes 170 amino acids. The transcript is spliced from 2 exons. Lineage: Eukaryota; Metazoa; Arthropoda; Insecta; Diptera; Tephritidae. The record is from RefSeq and is a predicted model, not a curated record.